Molecule: messenger RNA, 4010 nt
Organism: Apis florea (little honeybee)
Lineage: Eukaryota; Metazoa; Arthropoda; Insecta; Hymenoptera; Apidae
Gene: ATP7
Product: copper-transporting ATPase 1
Biological process (GO): copper ion homeostasis; copper ion import
Cellular component (GO): trans-Golgi network; plasma membrane
Molecular function (GO): ATP binding; ATP hydrolysis activity; P-type divalent copper transporter activity
Source: RefSeq, a predicted model, not a curated record
GAUAUUAUUAAUAGAUAAUUUUAAUUAUAUUUAUCUAUUUGAAAUGUUUUUUACAGAAGACAUGGAAGUGGUUAACACAAAAACAUUAGUAGAUGAAAAUCAUCAGCUUGAUAAAAUAAGUACACCAGGACAAAAGAGCAAUAGAGGAGAGGCAGUAAAUGCAGAGCUGGCAUUGACAAAAGAAAAGGAUGGUGACGAGGAUGUCGAUUAUGAAGGCUCGACACAUUUGGUCUGCGUUCCUCGAUCUCAGGAAAUUAAAGAUUCUUCGAAUGCUUCUAGCACGAUGAAGGUUAAUAUCGAGGGUAUGAGAUGUCAAAGCUGUGUGAAGAAUAUUGAGGGAACUAUAGGUAGUCGAUCAGAAAUUCUAAGCAUUAAAAUAAUUCUAGAAGAAAAGUUAGGUUAUAUUGAAUACAAAGCAAACGAAAUUACACCUGAAAAAUUAGUCGAAAUUAUAGAAGAUAUGGGUUUUACCGCUUCUUUAUUCAAGGAGGAAAAUAAUUCUAUAGAAAAAAAACAGAUAAAUCAUGUAUCACAAUCAAAUAUUAGUACAUGUAGUAUACACAUUGAUGGAAUGACUUGUAUGUCUUGCGUUAAAACUAUUACUGGAGUUUUAUCAGAGAAAUCAGGAAUAAAACAAGUAAAUGUUAGUUUAGAGAACAAGGAAGCCAGAGUUUCUUAUAGCGAUAAUGAUGUAACAGCUGAUCAAAUAUCGGGAUUCAUUGAAGAAAUGGGUUUUAAUUCGUUUGUUAAAGAAGUAAAUGGCACGGUUUAUAGCACAUCGAUUAAUUUGAACAAUAAUCCUCCAGACAGUGGAAAUGUUUCAUUGGAAAUGAAUGGAGGAGGUGAUGUAAAAAAAGAGAAUCAAACAGCAAAAUGCUUCUUACAUAUAACGGGAAUGACUUGUGCUUCCUGUGUUGCUGCCAUAGAAAAACAUUGUAAAAAAUUAUAUGGUGUAAAUAGUAUUUUGAUUGCAUUGAUGGCAGCCAAAGCAGAAGUUACAUUUGAUCCGGAUAAGAUAAGAGCAGUAGACAUUGCAUCCAGCAUAUCCGAAUUGGGUUUUCCUACUACUUUGAUUGAGGAACCUGGUACAGGGGAAGGUGAAGUUGAAUUGAAAAUUGCAGGUAUGACAUGCGCAUCUUGUGUGAAUAAAAUAGAAUCAACUGUGAAAAAAUUGCCAGGUGUUCAUUCUGCAGCAGUUGCAUUAGCCACUCAACGUGGUAAAUUCAAAUAUGAUGUAGAAAAAAUUGGCAUUAGAGAUAUUAUUGAAUGUAUUAACAAAUUAGGUUUCACAGCCAUGUUAUUUAGUAAUAGAGAUAAAGAAAAUAGAGACUACUUGGAUCAAAAGGAAGAAAUAAAUAAAUGGAGGACUGCAUUUUUAGUUUCUUUAAUUUUUGGUAUACCAUGUAUGUUAGCUAUGACAUAUUUUAUGGUGGAUAUGUCCAUUGGUGAAAAAACACAUAAGGAUAUGUGUUGUAUAGUACCUGGUCUUUCUUUGGAAAAUCUAAUUCUUUUUAUAUUUUCUACUCCAGUUCAGUUUUUUGGUGGCUGGCAUUUUUAUGUACAAGCAUACAAAGCUUUAAAACAUGGAACGACAAACAUGGAUGUUUUAAUUUCUAUGACUACUACAAUAUCUUAUUUGUAUUCAGUUGCCGUACUUACAGCAGCCAUGAUAAUGCAAGAACAUGUUAGUCCUCAGACAUUUUUUGAUACUCCUCCAAUGUUGUUAGUGUUCAUAAGUUUAGGAAGAUGGUUGGAACAUGUUGCAAAGGGCAAAACUUCGGAAGCUUUAUCGAAAUUAUUGUCUUUAAAAGCAACGGACGCAGUUCUUGUUUCAUUAGGUCCUAAUAAUGAGAUAUUAUCUGAACGUUUAAUCAGUAUAGAUUUAGUACAACGAGGAGAUAUAUUAAAAGUAGUGCAAGGUGCUAAAGUUCCUGUCGAUGGUAAAGUUCUAUCAGGUCAUUCUACUUGCGACGAAAGUUUGAUUACUGGAGAAAGCAUGCGUGCCAAAAAAGAAGGAUCAGUUGUAAUAGGCGGUUCGAUAAAUCAAAAUGGUCCACUUUUAAUUACUGCCACACAUACAGGAGAACAUACGACAUUAGCACAAAUUGUGCGAUUAGUAGAAGAAGCACAAACAAACAAAGCACCUAUCCAACAUUUAGCCGAUAAAAUAGCGGGUUAUUUCAUUCCUCUUGUUAUAGCUGUUUCUAUAGUGACUUUAAUUAUUUGGAUAAUAGUGGGAUACAUAAAUAUAAAUAGUUUACCAAUUUCGCACAAUGAUCAAAUUAAUAAACAGGGAAUGAAUAGAGAAGAGAUUAUAUUUCAGUAUGCUUUUCGAAGUGCUCUUUGUGUAUUAGCAAUAGCUUGUCCAUGUGCUUUAGGAUUAGCUACACCAACUGCUGUUAUGGUUGGUACUGGAGUUGGUGCAUUAAAUGGUAUUUUAAUAAAAGGCGCUGAACCAUUGGAAAAUGCGCACAAAAUUAAAUGCAUUGUUUUUGAUAAAACCGGAACGAUAACACACGGUGUAUUAAUGGUAACAAAGAUAAGUCUCUUUGUAAAUGAAAAACUUUGUUCAUUAGCAAAAUUCUUAGUUAUUGUUUGUACUGCUGAAGCAAACAGUGAACAUCCAAUUGCAUCAGCGAUUGUCCGGUACGUAAAGGAAACAAUAGCUUCCGAAACAACUGGACAGUGUAUGAAUUUUCAAGCAGUUGCUGGUUGUGGACUUAAAUGUAAAGUGUCAUAUAUUUCAAAUAUAUUGACCGAUGCAUUAAAAUCUGAGAAAAUUAUUAACUAUAUUAAUGAGGUAAAAAAAUUAUCUUCUGGAACAUAUACCUUAAACAAUGUGCCAAUUGAUGUUACGCCAAUUACAAAUACAAGUCAAGAAAGACAGAAUUUGGAUCUGGAAUUAUUGUUGAAUCCAGAUUCUCAUGGUGAUCAAAGUAAUCUUGAGGAUGUAUACGAAAUAUGCAUUGGUAAUAGAGAAUGGAUGCGAAGAAAUGCUAUAAAUAUACCACAAGAAGUCGAAUUAAAAAUGGUUGCCGAAGAAGAGUUAGGAUGUACUGCUGUUUUAGCAGCAGUGAAUAAUGUAUUAGUGGCUAUGAUUAGUGUAGCAGAUACAGUUAAACCAGAAGCUCAUUUGGCAGUCUAUACUUUAAAAAAAAUGGGUUUAGAAGUUAUUCUGUUAACUGGAGAUAAUAGAAAGACAGCUGUUUCUAUUGCCAGACAAGUUGGUAUUACUAGAGUAUUUGCAGAAGUGUUACCUUCACAUAAAGUUGCUAAAAUUCAACGUUUACAAGAUCAAGGAUUAAGAGUUGCUAUGGUAGGAGAUGGUGUUAAUGAUAGUCCAGCUCUUGCACAAUCAGAUGUUGGUAUUGCAAUAUCUUCUGGUACAGAUGUUGCUGUAGAAGCUGCUGAUGUAGUUCUCAUGCGAAACGAUCUUUUGGAUGUUAUUGCAUGUCUGGAUUUAUCGAGAAAAACUGUUCUUCGAAUAAGGCUGAAUUUUUUAUUUGCUAGUAUCUAUAAUUUAUUGGGUAUUCCCAUUGCUGCUGGAAUAUUUAGUUCUUUUGGAUUCUUCCUUCAACCUUGGAUGUCAUCAGCAGCAAUGGCAUUAAGCUCAGCAUCUGUAGUUGGCAGUUCUUUGUUAUUAAAAUUAUACCAUAAACCAACAAAGGCUACAUUAGAAACACCAGAAUAUUUAUCAGCAAUGCAUGCUCAUUCUACUGCAAGAAUGAUUGAUUUAGAUACAAUAUCUCUUCAUCGUGGUUUAGAUGAUUCUGUGUUACCCAUUAUGCAUAGAUCGACAUCGACAUUAUCCAGAUUAUUUCGAAGAUCAAAGGAUGAUAUCGAAGGUCGGCUUUUGAGUGAAGAUGUUGAUGAAAUUGAUUUGAUAACUGAUUUUUCCGGUUAUCGAAAAAAUAUGAAGGACCAUACAAAUAUAACACCAUUAUAACUUGUAAGAAUGUCUUUCUUAAAUAACUAUAUUAUUUGUGUGUCUAUACGUGAGCACUCUUGUA